AUGAACAUCGGUUCUGAUAAACUUCUGUUCCGAAAUACCAACUUGGAGGAUGUCCUCAAUGCCCGAAAACUGGAGCGAGACUCGCUUCGAGAUGAGUCCCAAAGGAAGAAGGAGCAGGACAAGCUGCAGAGAGAGAAGGACAAAUUAGCCAAGCAGGAGCGCAAGGAAAAGGAAAGGAAAAGGACACAAAAAGGGGAACGAAAGCGAUAA
Molecule: messenger RNA, 210 nt
Organism: Pipistrellus nathusii (Nathusius's pipistrelle)
Lineage: Eukaryota; Metazoa; Chordata; Mammalia; Chiroptera; Vespertilionidae
Source: the annotation of a GenBank genome assembly